Molecule: messenger RNA, 2042 nt
Organism: Cadophora gregata
Lineage: Eukaryota; Fungi; Ascomycota; Leotiomycetes; Helotiales; Ploettnerulaceae
Exons: 1
Coding region: 355-1809 (484 amino acids)
Source: RefSeq, a predicted model, not a curated record
GCUAAACUUAAGCGAAUUUUGGUGUUGCUGUGGCACCCGUCCCGCCGCUAAAAGUAAACAGUGCCGAUCGCCAGCCUUCCGCAUUUCCAACUCCACCCAACCUCUCGGAUUAAGGGAAUACCACGAGACAGGUUCACAAGUUGAGUUCACUCGUCACUUGCAUUCCUCCUUCUUCAUACACAAGACAUCUCCGCAAUCUUCAGCAACUACGCGUCACGACCCACGAAUACACUCCGCGAUAAGCACCUGUUUACUUAGGAUUGGCACAACACGAUCCUCAGUGACGCACAUCGUCACAACAUCUCUACCUCAAAUCCAGCUUCUACUGAAGUCUUGCCAGAAUAAUCACCAACAAUGGCACCUCUUCCAGAGCAAGCAUCGACCUUCAAAAGCUACCUCACUUCCCUCCUCACACGCACACCAUCUCCCUCACCAUCCGCCUCACCCUCAACUCUCACCACGCGCCUCAACGACAUCACCACCACCCUCUUCAAACGCUCGUCCCACGGCCUCCCUAACCCCGGCGCUGGCGUCACCGAACCCGACAAAGUCCCCAACAAAACCGUCUUCAUCCUCAUCGGUCUCAUCGGCGCCGGGUUCGUCGUAACCGGCAUCUGGUUCUUCUUCUGGGCCAAAAACGGCGGUUUCUAUUUCAAAGAGAACGACUGGGACGACUACAAGUCCACCGUCCUCCGCCGCAAAGGUCCCAACGGCACCACCCUCAGCGGCGCAACAGAGAGCACCGACCUCGGCGGCGGCAGUAUCGUGCAUGGCGAGAAAGGCGGACGCAGUCUCUGGGGCGGACGCAAGAAGAACAAAAAGGCAAACAAGGCUAUGAAUGGUGUAGAUCGGUACAAGGACUUUGAUGAGGAGAGCAGCGCGCUCGGCACGGAGAGUUAUGGUGGAAGUACAGUUGGUGGCAGCGAGAUGGGAUAUGCCGCCCACGUUACCGCUGGUCAGCACAAAGUCAAGAAGUCAAAGGAUAAAACUACCAAGCCGAAGAAAGUCAAGAAAGCUAAAGGCGCGCCUAGCGAUGCGGGAACACUGGAUACGGAACUCGAUGUUGACGCUGAUGUCGCUGACGCGAUGCGAGCUUACCGCCAUGAGAAACCCGCGAGAGUUGGAGGCUUGAAUAAACAGCCUGAUGGCAGCUCCUGGGAUGGCUCAAACACCAACGAUGGCUCGACGGCUGCUUCUAAACUCCUAUCUCACCGCGAAAAGACACCUACCAACACACCCACCAAAGUCAAGAAGGACCGCAAAGAUACCUACACCGGCGGCUCCGCAGGAAUCCGCAAAGUCGUCAGCACCAGCGAAGGCGGCGCAUCAUCCUUCUGGGGUAAAUCAUCCGGGUCCGGCUCAGUCGUCACAAACGACGAGCGCAUCAAAGCCGAAGCCCGCAAGCUCCAAGAGAAAGGCCGGGCUGCGCAACGCAGAGAUUUCUCGUUCAACGUCGGAGAUGAUAAUAGUACCGUUGUGAGCGGCAACUCGGGCAUGAGCGAGCAUGAUAGGGAGAGGGAGAGGCGGAGGGAGGAGAGGAGGGAGGAGAGGGAGAGGAGGAGGAAGAGUAGGAGUCCCACCAAGAGGGAGAGGGUUCCCGGGAGCUAUAUUGAGGAGGAGGUGGGGAGCCUCGUGGGCAGUCAGGAGGGGAGUGAGGUUGGGACGAAGAGUUAUCAUCAUGUUAUUCCGGGGUUGUCGAGUGCGGGGAGUGCGGUGGGGAGCGAUUAUGCGGAGGAGAGACGGAGGAAGAGGAAUGGUGGGGGUGGCGGUGGGUAUAGAAGGGGACGAAGGGACAGUUUGAGCGAUUGAGUCUAUUGGGGAUCGGGAGAUGGACCGAUACAAUGAUGAUUAGUUGGGCGGAUUGACGGAUGAUUAUGAGUGAUGGCAUCUUUUGAGCGGAACUGGACAAAUUGCAUGGCCUGCGUAUGCGAAUGAAUGAUACAUGGAUGAAUGCUUGGAGUUGGGUUGAUUGUACUUUAUGUAGAUCUGCUAGGGAAUUCAUGAACAUAAAAGGCACAGCGUAGAACAAAUACAUCCAUGCA